Molecule: messenger RNA, 1521 nt
Organism: Hevea brasiliensis (rubber tree)
Lineage: Eukaryota; Viridiplantae; Streptophyta; Magnoliopsida; Malpighiales; Euphorbiaceae
Product: putative pectinesterase 63
Exons: 4
Coding region: 7-1110 (367 amino acids)
Biological process (GO): cell wall modification
Molecular function (GO): pectinesterase activity
Source: RefSeq, a predicted model, not a curated record
UAAAAAAUGGCUAACAUCCUUGAUUUCCUUGCCCUCGCUCAAUAUACAAUCCUUGCCAUCGUUCUUGCAGCCAUCACUGUUACCGCUGAUGAUGCCACACCAAUCCCAGAUACUCCAGAUGGAAUACAAGCUUGGUUUGAUGCUAACAUCAAGCCCCUUGCUGACCGUGCGGGCACCUUAGAAAAAGCCCUUGAAGCAGCAGAAGCUACACCUAAGACCAUAAAGGUGAGAGCAGAUGGAAGUGGAGAAUUCAAAACCAUAACUGAUGCGGUUAAGAGCAUCCCAACAGGAAAUAAAGAGCGUGUUAUUGUGGAUAUUGGCCCCGGAACUUAUACUGAGAAAGUCACCAUUGAAAGAGAUAAGCCUUUCAUUACUUUCCUCGGACCACCUGAUAAGGCAACCCUGGCAUUUGGUGGUACUGCUGCUGAAUAUGGAACUGUUUACAGUGCCACAUUACAAGUGGAUUCUGAUUUCUUUGUGGCAUCUAAUUUAAUCAUUCAGAAUACUGCACCUAGGCCGGAUGGCAAAAGAGCUGGAGCCCAAGCAGUUGCUUUUAGGAUCGGCGGUAAUAUGGCAGCUUUCUACAAUGUUAAAAUGCUUGGAUUUCAAGACACAUUGUGUGAUGACAAGGGCUUUCAUUUCUUCAAAGACUGUUACAUUGAAGGCACAGUUGAUUUCAUUUUUGGAAGUGGAAAAUCCAUUUAUCUACAAACAGAGAUACGUGUGUUAGCAGAUGCAGAACAAACCGUGAUAACAGCACAAGCAAGAGAAACUGAAGCACAAGAUGUGGGUUACUGUUUUGUACAUUGCAGUAUAACUGGAACAGGAACUGGAGCACUCUUGGGUCGAGCAUGGAUGCCGAUGCCUAGGGUGGUGUUCGCUUACACUAGCAUGGCCGAAGUUAUCAAUCCUGAAGGAUGGUCUAGUAACAACCAUCCUGAACGAGAAGCGCAAGUAUUCUUUGGAGAAUACAAGAAUACAGGACCAGGCGCUGCUCCAGCUGGACGCGUUAAAUAUGCCAAGCAACUAACUGAAGAAGAAGUGAAACCCUUCCUUUCCCUUGGCUUUAUUAAAGGUACCAGUUGGUUGCUUCCUCCACCAAAGGCGUAAAUGGUUUGUAAAAAGGCCAUAGAGAGUAUCUAUUCGAGUUCAAUAUAGCGCAGCUCAUGCGUGCGGCGCAAAUUCUUAAUUUUGGUAUAUAUUUUUGUUUCAUGCAAACAAACCAGAUAUGCAUUUGAGUAACAAAUCUGGUGCUGAGUUUUAAUUUCUUCUUGAAAAUAAAUGUACAAUUUUCCCUUGAAACCCUUCCUUAUAUUAAAGGUACCAGUUGGUUGCUUCCUCCUCCAAAGGUGUAAAGAGUUUAAUCAAGGGCCAAUGUGUGAAUAUCAUAUCACAUAUGAGAGUCCAACAAGGAGUAUAUAGUAUAAAUUACAUCCAUUCGGCAAUUUUGGCAUAUUGUUUAUUGUAAAAAACCUGAUUUUUGGAACAAAAGUUGGGGUUAAAGCUUCUUCCUGAAUAUAA